Trichoplusia ni (cabbage looper) is the source of this 4569-nucleotide messenger RNA. It is a transcript of the gene alph, whose product is annotated as protein phosphatase 1A. Lineage: Eukaryota; Metazoa; Arthropoda; Insecta; Lepidoptera; Noctuidae. Gene Ontology annotation, biological process: negative regulation of stress-activated MAPK cascade; protein dephosphorylation. The transcript has 4 exons. The coding region runs from base 320 to 1477 and encodes 385 amino acids. Gene Ontology annotation, cellular component: nucleus; cytosol. Gene Ontology annotation, molecular function: protein serine/threonine phosphatase activity; magnesium ion binding; manganese ion binding. The record is from RefSeq and is a predicted model, not a curated record.
AAUUACUAUUUAUGUCCGCCAUUCAUUCUUUUGAGUUGCUUUUUCGUUUUACGAUUCCUGAGAGCACGAUUUGUCAUCGAGAUCUACGCAACACCAUCGCGUAAUUAGUUAAGAAGCAGUUGAAACAAUAAACUCCACGCGUUUCGGCAUUGCAGCCACAAGUGUAGUGAAACAACCAUCUGACGUGAUCAUACCGUGAGAUCGUAUCUACCAGUGAUGCUUUUGCUCGCCUUUUACGUUAUCGGUUGCGACGUGCGUUCGAGUGCCUGAUGGUGUGGAAACUAUGUGCGAUUAACUUAAUAAUAACAGAGGACUCAGUAUGGGGGCGUUUUUGAAUAAGCCUGAGACUAAGAAAUACAACGAGAACGGGGAAGGAAAUGGUCUUCGCUAUGGCGUGGCGUCGAUGCAGGGUUGGCGGGUUGAGAUGGAGGAUGCGCAUCACGCGCAGCUAACUUUAAAUGGUACUCUAUCGGACUGGUCUUAUUUUGCUGUAUUUGAUGGGCAUGCGGGCGCGCGGGUUUCAGCACACUGCGCAGACAAUCUCCUUGAAUGUAUCCUUCAGACGGACGAGUUUCGGCGCGAGGAAAUUGCCGAGGCGAUCCGUGCCGGCUUCCUGGACUUGGACAAGAAGAUGCGAGAGCUACCGGAGCUGUGCAAUGGCCAGGAGAAAUCUGGCUCGACGGCAGUGUGCGCGUUCGUGUCGCCAAAGCAGAUAUACAUAGCCAACUGUGGUGACUCCCGAGCUGUGCUAGCUCGUAAUGGAACGCCGAUCUUCGCUACGAGAGACCACAAACCUGAACUACCGUCAGAGAAGUCUCGUAUUGUUCAGGCUGGUGGUUCAGUCAUGAUACAGCGUGUUAAUGGUAGCUUAGCUGUGUCUAGGGCGCUCGGAGACUACGAGUACAAGAAGGUGAAGAAUCGCGGACCGUGCGAGCAGCUGGUGUCCCCAGAGCCUGAGGUGUCUGUACAUGAGCGGAAUGAGGUGGAGGAUGAGUUCUUGGUGCUGGCCUGUGAUGGUGUGUGGGAUGUGAUGAGUAAUGAGGCACUGUGUGCGUACAUACACUCAUUGCUUCAGCUGACUGAUGACUUGGUCGCUGUCACCAACCAGGUCAUUGAUACCUGCCUUUAUAAGGGCAGCAAAGACAACAUGAGCAUCGUCCUGGUGGUGUUCCCCGCCGCGCCGAAGCCGAACGCCGAGGCCCAGCGCGCCGACCGGGAGCUCGACGAGACGCUCCGACAGAGGCUCACAGCAUUGAUCGACCGCACCGAGGAGCUGGAGGACACGUCGUUUCACUUCUCGUGGGUGAUGAAGCAGCUCGUGCAGGAGAACAUCCCCGGCCUGCCGCCCGGCGGCGGGCUCGCGGCCAAACAAUCGCUAGUGGACAAAAUAUACAGGGAGUUCUACCCGGACCACCCGGACAGCUCGGAGACGUUCGACUGCCAGAGCGAGCUGGCGGACGCGUUCAGCGCUAACUAAUGCCUACAUUACGUUCUACACUAACACUUGCGGGACGUGAUCGUACACCAGCCGUGUAUAUCCACCGACGGAGCGCGGACACUGACUACAUGUCGAAUUUCUAUUUGAUAUUCAAAUUGAUUCAAUUGAUCAAUUUGGUGAGUAACUUUAGGAUCGUUUCUUUAUAAACAGUGGCAGUCACUACUAAAGUAAUUGUAAUGUUGACAUAUCAAACCAAAGCCAAUUUUCAAAUUUAAAGUAAGAUAAAACGAGGCAGGAACUGCAGAAUUCUAAUGGAAUUCAAACAUGUUUGAAUUUAAAAGCGUGUACGCUUGCUAAGUGUGCGGUUUCGUCCCAAAAUUAGCUGGAUACAUCAUAACUAGUAAAGUCAAACAAUAUUGCAGUUACACAUCUGAUGGUCUUGAAAUUAGUAACAUUUUGUUUUGUACAUAACGCAUUGCUGAGUUGAUGCUCAUGUCAAUUUAUUUUUGUAUUUGUCUUGUGCACGGUGUUAUUUCCUUGGUUUAAUACCUGUUAAGAAACAUACUUAUUUGUAAACUGUCUCGAAUGUCAGGUAACGUAGCUGUAAUCUUGUUUGAUUCAGUCUAAGCCUGCGCUUCGGCUGUGUUGAUUGCGGUUCUAUAAGCCACAGAACUACCCCCACUACUCGGUAGAUUGUUUUUUGUGAGAGCAAACGCGUGCCUAUGUCUCCAUUGCUUUUCCCUACUUAAUUAAGCUAGCUAAGUGACGUAGCUUGUGAUUUAUUUACAAUAAAACUGUGAAUCCCAAACUAUUCCCAUAUUACCGACAACUCAACAGGGUCGAAGCAAAAUCGAAUCCAAAAAUGCAUAUACUAUGUAAUACUCUAUAGGCUGUGGUAUGGGCCUUCAAUACAGAUGCCAUACGCGAGCCUCCCGCGGCCGCGGCCCGAGGCCCGCUCGGCGCCGCGACACCAGCCUUCUCCUUCCUCCCUUCAUUUGUAAAGCAAACAUCUUGAUUUUUACGCGUUACAAUUUUUAUUAUUUUUGUAGUUUAGAUAUUUUUGUUUCGUGUUAACAUUGGCCAUUCGUGAAUGUCAUAAUAUUAGAUGUAUAAUAUUAGAUAUUCGAUUGGAUGUAAUAGAAAUUCUAUGAUACAAUAUAUUUUGUGUGAGCGGUUAAUUUUGUAGUUUCCGUUCCCGCGCUUAACAUUUGUUAAGAACUUUACUGCUGCAGAUUUAGCUAAACUUGCUUAGUGUUUAGCGAAAAUUGUUUAUUCGUAGCAAAAUUUUCUUGAAAUGAAUGUUGAGCAUUUAUAAAACAUAUUCCAAAUGGCCAGUCGAAUUUAGUGUAAUCUUAUGUUCCGUUUCACAUAAAAGCCUAAAUACAAUUGGUAAAUUGGUUUCUCAAUUCUAUAUAAUAAAUAUUUAGAUUGUUUUUGUACAUAUUUUAUUUUCUUUACUACAACACACAUAGUCAUUAUCCUAAACGUCGAAAUAACAUUUAAAAAGUUUAAACUAGAUUAAUUGGGAAUUGGAAUAUGGGGUAAUAUUAAUUGUUAGGUUUUUUAUUUUUCAAAAAUAUUCUUCGUUUCGUGUUACACAAAAAAUGGAUUUAGAUUUAAUCGCUUUUUAAAAGUUACGCGUUAUUCAAAAAAUGGGUAUGCUUUUAAAUUUUUGCUUCGUACUAAGAUAAAAUUGAAUAAAAGUAACUAAUCUGUUGAAGCGCGUAGUGUCUGUGGCCGUACAAAAUAUCAAAUUAGACCGAAUUCCAUUCGUCAUAUAAUGUUGUUACCAAAUUCUAUGUGUAAUGUUCAUUUCUGAUGUUCACCUCUUGUAAAUAAAAGAGAAUAGAAAAAAGAUACUUUUGUACCUGUUUGUGCGGUUUAUAGCGUGUAACUAACUAAUUGUGAGGAGUUGAUGCAGACAGACGUUGAAAUACAUGUAACAUUUUAGUACACACAUCAGUUAAAAUUCACAUCUUUUUAAUUACCUACAACAGCUUUAAGUCAAGAGUAAGUAUCAAAAAUUAAAUAAUGAAACAUUGUUCUUUAAGCCUGUGUGACCAGUUGUUGUAUUGCUAUAAAUGAUUGAUACAUGUAUUUCCGAUGUCUGCUACGAGUAUGUAACUAAAUAGAUUUUACUGAACAAAAAAUAUUUCAGAGGUUUUAAAGUGUGACGUAUUAAGAGGGAGGCAUUGUUUUAGUAUAUCUUACGAUUGAAAUAAUAACAAAACUAUUAUAUAGUCACGUUUCAAUUUACAAAUGCUACUUCAGUAUACGAAUAAAACAUUUUGAUAUUUCCGGUUGAUAAGUGAAAAAUUAAAACAACUAUUCAAAGUUGCAUUCGUAAAUUCAAACUCACAUAUUGAAAAUUCAGACCAUAUCUAAAUUAGUUUAAUAUAUAACAUAAUAAACUACUGAACAUCUGAUUGCUAGAUAUAAAAUUAUUAUCUACUUUAUUGGUGGUAGCAAAGCUAUUGCGAUUUAUUUUUUCAUUUUGUGCAAGGCAGCAAAAUACCUUUGGAAAAUACCGCACCGAGUCCUACACUCAAGCUUAAAUCCUACUUAAAAUUAUUUAUAUUAGACUUUAUUCAGAUGAAUAAAUAGUCGUGUUAUGCUGCCUUGCGUCAGAACUUCGCUAUGACCCCAAAUUUGUCAGUUAAUAUUGCUUCCAUCUAAUAAUUUUCUAUAUGUUAUACCCAGAAUAUUUUUAUUACCCUUUUCAACCCAUUGUCGAGGAUCCAGUUCACGUGUUAUAUGACUUAUAUAGUUUAGUCACAUAAAUUGUGUUUUGUACAAUCGUGGUUUUAGAUUUUUAUUGCAAGCUAUCUGUGACCACCACACGGUGUAUGUCUGUACAUGUGUGGUGACGAUGGCGCGUUAUUGUCCCUCUCUUGUCCUAAACUUUACGGUUACGAUUGACUUCAUAUUCCUCUUUUUUACUAAACCAAAUAUUAAUAUUAGACAGUGGGUUUUGAAUUGGAUUUUUUUACGUCCAUCCACGACGAGUAUGUAGGUUUGCGUCUGGUUGUCUUUUUUUUAAUUUUUGCUUUCAGACGAAAGUCAACGUAUCACGAAGUGUGUCUCGUUAUUAUCUAGUAGACGCUUGAACAAUAAAUACCUGUACCUUGACA